Astyanax mexicanus (Mexican tetra) is the source of this 2363-nucleotide messenger RNA. It is a transcript of the gene mpped2a, whose product is annotated as metallophosphoesterase domain containing 2a. The record is from RefSeq and is a predicted model, not a curated record. Gene Ontology annotation, molecular function: hydrolase activity. Bases 489 to 1373 code for a protein of 294 amino acids. Lineage: Eukaryota; Metazoa; Chordata; Actinopteri; Characiformes; Acestrorhamphidae. The transcript is spliced from 8 exons.
ACUGGAGUGGGUUUCUUUCCUUCUGCUGCACGUGCGAGGGGAGGGGUAAACACACACACACACACGCUCUCUCUCUCUCUCUCUCUCUUUCCGCCAUGCUGGUACGGGUCUCUGCUCUCCCGGCUGCUCUCUGACCCCAGUGCCUGAGUGCCUCUCCCCUUUGGCCGGGGAAAAACUCGGACGUUUGCCCGCUUGGAGGAUCCAGGAGGCGGCGGCGGAAAGGCUGGAGGUCGCUGCCCGGGGGGUCGAGGGUCCUGCCCCGCUGCUCUUUGGCCGGUGUCCUGCCCGGCACACAAAGGCCUAUUGGGGUACAUAUACCCACAGACCCCCUCACGCUCUCAGGUGGAGGCGGUGUGCGGCUGUGCAGGAGCUGUGCUGCUGAGGGGUUCUGGUGCUGUUUGGGUUCUGGUGGCAGUUCUGAAGGAUGCCGGGUGCGUGUCCGGCUCCAGGCUGCUGGUAAGGUUUCUGCUGUUUGAUUUGGAUUAAGGAUGGCCCACAGGAUGCCGACACAGGGCAAAGUGACCAUCGCUGUGGACGAGUACAGUUCCAACCCCACGCAGGCCUUCACCCACUACAACAUCAACCAGAGCCGCUUCCAGCCCCCCCACGUCCACAUGGUGGAUCCCAUUCCAUACGACACUCCAAAGCCCAGCGGCCACACACGGUUCGUCUGCGUGUCGGACACACACUCUCGGACAGAUGGCGUGCAGAUGCCGUACGGGGACGUCCUGCUCCACACAGGAGACUUCACUGAGCUCGGCCUGCCCUCAGAGGUCAAGAAGUUCAACGACUGGUUAGGGAGUUUGCCGUACGAGUUUAAGGUGGUCAUUGCGGGGAACCAUGAGUUGACAUUUGAUAAGGACUUCAUGUCAGAGCUGGUGAAGCAGGAUUAUUAUCGCUUCCCCUCCGUCUCCAAGCUGAAACCGGAGGACUUUGACAAUGUUCAGUCUCUCCUCACGAACUGUCUUUACCUGCAGGACUCGGACGUCACUGUCAAGGGCUUCAGGAUAUACGGGACGCCAUGGACUCCCUGGUUUAAUGGGUGGGGUUUUAACCUGCCCCGCGGACAGUCUCUACUGGAUAAGUGGAACAUGAUCCCAGAGGGCAUCGACAUCCUCAUGACCCACGGACCCCCCCUUGGUUUCCGUGACUGGGUGCCUAAAGAGCUGCAGCGUGUGGGGUGUGUGGAGCUGCUGAACACGGUGCAGCGACGAGUACGGCCAAAGCUACAUGCCUUCGGGGGAAUACACGAAGGCUACGGCAUCAUGACAGACGGGUACACAACAUUUAUCAACGCCUCGACCUGCACGGUCAGCUUUCAGCCCACAAACCCCCCCAUCGUCUUCGACCUCCCCAACCCCUCCAGCUCAUGAGAUGCUGUUUGCUCUGGGUUUUUAUUUCACAACAAUAAUAAUAAUAAUAAUAUUCUAUAAGUGAAGCGCUCAGUCUUUUGUAAGCUGUUCUGUGGAAGGUGACGUCAGUGGGUGAAAGUGUUGGGUGGGAUAAAGACUGGAAAACAUCACAAAAAAGAGGAAAUCUGUAAGAUACAUUUGUGAAUUUGUACAAUUUUGUUUGUUUAUUUUUUUUGUUUUCAGAACACUUUGAUAUCGGAUGCCAUUGUUCAUUCUGUGUUCUAUUGAGGAUAAUUAAGCUUUCUUUUGGCUGACAGGGAAACUGCCUUAAACUAGCUUUAACCCCCAGCUAGGACUCCCUCCUUUCCGCUAGCAGAGAAAGCCUCAUAUUUAUUAAACCGGGUUUGUUUUGAAGACGCUUCUGUACGAGAGCAGAGUGACAUUUGUGGCAUUUUACACAAAGUUCUGGAGUUGAUUGUCUGCUUAGAAAUUGGGAAAUGUCUUAAAAAAAAGGAUUAUCUGUGUGUGAGUGUGUGUGAGUGUGUGUGUGUGUGUGUGUGCUGUAAAGUUGUUUGUUCUGAACAUCCUUUCAGAAGAGAAUUCUGGGUUGUUUGUGCAGGAGGUGUAAGAGUGUAAGAGUCUGUGCAUCAGUUCAGAAAUCUAUUUUAAUGUACUUAAUCUGAAAGAUUGCUACCUUCUCCCCAUAAACCUGCCUAAAUAAGGUUAAGUUGUCCUUGGAAAUGUUAAUAAUGUUAGUUUUGUGUUUUGAAUUCAUUUUUUUAUCUUAAUUUUUGCACUGUGUGUAAAUGCAAUCUUGCUAGCACAAAAAAAACGUUGCCAUGUUGCUGAUAGUUGUUUAUACUCUGUCAUUGUAAAACGCCUUUCUGCCUUUUUCUGUUUUUAGACUCGCUUUUGGAAAAAGAUUAGAUCUGCUUCCUUUCUCCCACUUUCAUUGUGAAAUAUUUAGCUGCCUUUAUAUGCAAAUAAAAUUGCAAACUUUUUACUUAAUAA